This is a messenger RNA of Nymphaea colorata (pocket water lily), 873 nucleotides long. RefSeq lists its product as uncharacterized. Gene Ontology annotation, biological process: root development; shoot system development. The record is from RefSeq and is a predicted model, not a curated record. The transcript has a single exon. Bases 1 to 873 code for a protein of 290 amino acids. Lineage: Eukaryota; Viridiplantae; Streptophyta; Magnoliopsida; Nymphaeales; Nymphaeaceae.
AUGGCCGUUCCCAAAGUAAACUCUUCUCACACACGUACAUCCAGUUUGCCUUCCUCGUCUCACCCCACAUUGGGCAAAGUGGAGGAUUACCUCCAUUUGGUUAAAAGUUGGGAAGUGGCCUCACCUCGAAGCACCACAUGUGGCUCCUUCUGCAGUGGAUUCAGAAACCUCAUAGAACUGUUCCUUUGCAUGGAUGAGUUCCUUCAAAUGCCUCUUUCUCAACAAUUCUUGCAACAGAAGGAGAGCCAUGUCAGCCAAGUGAUGGAUGAUUUCCUGAUCCUGCUGGAUGUUUGUGGGAUGGUUAAGGACUCGUUGGUGCAGAUGAGGGAGCAAUUGCAGGGACUUAGCUCCCUGUUCCGCAGAAGAGAAUCUAGCUUCCAUGAGAGCAUUGCUUUCUACAGGGGCAUCAGGAGAAGGAUGAAGAAGGAUAUGACCAAAUGCCUUUCUUUGCUGAAGAGCAUGAGAUCUCAAACAAGUGCUGUGCGUGGCGAUGAUCAUGAAGUGGUGGGCAGCAUCCUAUGUGACGUAAAGGACAGCACAGUUUCGACAUUUGAGCUACUUGUUCAGAUGAUCUCUGGGCACAAGAGAUCAGCAUCUGUUCUUUCAAAAUUAAGAUCCAUUGGCUCUAGAAGAUGUGAGAAGAAUGAGGAUGAAGUGGGAGAAAAUGAAAUCGAGAGAGUGGAUGAGGCUCUUCGCGCUCUUUAUGCCUGCACAUCAUCAGAAGGUGAAAGGAAAAAUGAAGUUCAAAUUGCAGAGAGACGGAUGGUAGAUUUGGAGCUUUGCUUGAGGGAAACGGAAGCAGAGCUAGAUACAAUGUUCAGGUGUCUCAUUAAGGCCAGGGUCUUCCUUCUCAACGCUUUGACAGCGUGCUAG